AUGGAAACGCAUUAUCCCAAUGAUGAGAAACUACUUAAUUUGAUGAAAGGCGCGUUUUCCCUUUCCGAAGAGCUGAAACAUUCUAUGGAAGAGGAUAUCAAGGGUGGGUUCGUUGAGGGAGAGAAAACGGAGCUGGUGCGGCGUUGCUUUGCCGAGCUCAUCCGACGUGAGGUCCAGAAAGGGCUCUGUGUGUCGUGUGUAAAACAUCUUAUGGGGGAUCUCUGGGUAGACGCGCUCAACGCAAGGGUGGGAGGGGCCGCGGCAAGCCCCACUCGCGUCUUUGCAGACGUCGCAUCUUUUCUUCGCGCGUUUCCCCCUUCCCCUUCCCCCUCUCAGCCCCCUGCUGGCGUCGUCGUCUUCAGUGCGAGCAGCGCGGGGGCGCAGCGGGCUUUUCUUCGCCACACCCAAUACGGCGAUCUCAGCGCGCACGUCGUCGACUAUGCUGAUACCGCGACCGUAGGAGGGAAGCUUAGCCCGCGGAGCUACACGAAGCUACGUCGCCACCUCAACGGAUGGAUGGCGCGGGAGGGCUAUACUGGGGAGCUCCGCCUCGUCUUCGUCUCGGAUAACCUGACGGAACUGUCCUCAGCGGAGGCCUCCGGGUCCGUGGACUGUUCGCUACUCUGUGUGCGGCCGUUUAGUAAGUGGAUGAACCUUGAGACCCUCACCGUGGUGGGGAUCCCGCAUAUCUGCAGUCUCGAGCAGCUCUUGGACCCGGAAGCCCCUGUCGAUCACGUAGCCAUCGUCGAGGAUGCGACUAAGCUAAUAGUUUAA
Molecule: messenger RNA, 774 nt
Organism: Phytomonas sp. EM1
Lineage: Eukaryota; Euglenozoa; Kinetoplastea; Trypanosomatida; Trypanosomatidae
Source: the annotation of a GenBank genome assembly